Molecule: messenger RNA, 5540 nt
Organism: Rhodofomes roseus
Lineage: Eukaryota; Fungi; Basidiomycota; Agaricomycetes; Polyporales; Fomitopsidaceae
Exons: 24
Coding region: 138-5540 (1800 amino acids)
Biological process (GO): transmembrane transport
Cellular component (GO): membrane
Molecular function (GO): GTP binding; translation initiation factor activity; transmembrane transporter activity
Source: RefSeq, a predicted model, not a curated record
CACUUUUCUCGCUCACCCACUCCCGGAGCCGGAGGUGGUACAGCUUCCCUCUGCUCAUUCAUCAUCUCCCUCUGGCCCCUGCUUGUGGCCUUCGCGCUAGACGAUUGUGCUGAACCUCUGCUGAACUCACAGACAACAUGGCUCCGAAGAACAAGGGAAAGAAGGGAAAGAAGCAGGACGAUGAUGAGUUCUGGGAGAACUCUGGCACCUCUAUUGCCAACAAUAAUGCUGGACCUUCAGCAGACGCUGCUGCGGCAUCUGAUGACGAUCUGAAGCCAGCCAAGAAGCCAGGAUUCUCUGCGUUCACAACACUCGAGACAGACGUUGGCGAUGCGAUGCCCGAACAGGAGGAAGACUUCGGAGGCCUCAUGUCGACCAUCAAGGCGGCCUCCAAGGGUAAGAAGAAGGAUAAGAAGGGCAAGAAGACCGAUGUCUCCUUCGCUGAUGGGCCUGAGCCUGGCGAAGGCUCCGACACAGAGGCUGCUGCUGCAAAAGGCGACAUUAGUGCAGCCAAGAAGCCAGUCGAGGUGACGGCCGAGGACCUCGCGGACGAGGAAUGGGGCCCUGUGAAGGAGAAGGGUAAGAAAGGGAAGAAGGGUAAAGGGAAGAAGGACAAGGCCCAGGCCGACGAUGCGGAGGAAGAGGCUGAAGCUCCAGCGCCAGAGGCGCCACCUGCACCCACUGAGGCACCGGCGGCGGUGCCGCCCAAGGAGGAUGCUGAGGAGAAGGAAGAUGGUGAGGCGGACGAGGGUUCCAAGGUCCUUUCCAAGAAGGAGAAGGAGAAGCUCAAGAAAGAGAGGGAAAAGGCGAAGAAGAAAGCCCAGGCUGCAGCUAAGAAGGCCGCACAAGCCGGAGAGGAGCCUGCAGCAGAGCCUGCACCUGCACCCGCCGCUGCGCCUGCAUCAGCAGAAAAGGAAGACGAGGAUGAGGAGGAAGGCGAAGCCGGUGCAGCCAAAACCGACUCCAAGAAGAAAAAGAAAAAGAAGGCGAAGAAAGAUGAGGAGCCCGCGCCCGCACCAGCCGCCGCCGCUGGCAAGAAGAAGGGCGGCGCGAUCAGUGCGCUGAAGGCGCUGAUGGAGGAGAAGAAGCGGAUCGAGGAGGAGGCACGGAGACGCGAGGAGGAGGAGAGGAAGCGGAUCGAGGAGGAGGAGCGGAAAGCAGAGGAAGAGGAGAGGCGGAAAGAGGAGGAGAAACAGAGGAAGAAGGAGAAGGAGAAGGCUAAGCGCGAGCAGGCGAAGAAGGAGGGCCGGCUGCUCACCCCGAAGCAAAAGCAGGAGCAGCGCAUGGCAGAACUCCGCAAGCAAGCGCUCCUGGCCUCCGGUGUGCAGAUCGAGGGUCUACAGCAGCAGGGCCAAGCGUCCAAGAAACCUGUGUACGGCGACAAGAGGAAAAAGAAGGGCACCACUAGCAUGACAACGGGCAGCGGUCCGUCAACACGAGAACCUUCACCCGUACGAGAGAAGUCCGCCACGCCCGAGCCCGCUCUGGCCCCAGUUGCUAAGCCUAUUGAGCAGAAAGAGGAGAAAGAGGAGAAGGCUGAGGAUGUCAAGUCUGACUGGGACGUUAGCAGCGAUGAGGAGAAGUCUGCCGCUGUGAAAGAUUCGUGGGAUGCGAGCAGCGACGAGGAGGAGGCGAAGCCUGCCGCACCGGCUAAGGCUGCAGCUAACGGCGCAAGCAAGACAUCAGCAAAACAAGCUACACCGGCCAAGCAGGCUGCACCCACCGCGAAAGCUACAUCAGCCAAGCAGACUGCACCUACUGCGAAAGCUGCUCCAGCAGCCAAGGCUGCCCCUGCACCUGCCCCUGCAGCACCCAAGGCGAAUGGCAAGCCAAACGGCGCCAAGGCUCAGGCAGAAGAGGAGUCUUCUUCCGAGGAAGAGAGCUCGUCAGAAGAGGACUCAUCCGACGAGGACUCCGACUCUGAUGAGGAUUCGUCUGAGGAGGAGGGUAUCUCGAAAACACAGCAGAUGGCGGCACAGCGCAAAGCCGAGGCAGCGCAGCGCAGGGCGAAGGCGCACGAGGCGGCGCUGGCUGCGAGGGAUAAGAAUGAUUUGCGUAGCCCAAUUUGCUGUAUUUUGGGACAUGUCGAUACGGGUAAGACGAAGUUGCUUGACAAGAUUCGGCAAACGAACGUCCAGGAGGGCGAAGCGGGUGGUAUCACCCAGCAGAUCGGUGCGACCUACUUCCCUGUCGACGCCAUCAAGACGAAGACGGCCGUCCUCAACAAGGAGGGAGAUCAAGAGUACAAGAUCCCUGGUCUCCUCGUCAUUGAUACCCCCGGUCACGAAUCCUUCACGAACCUGCGGACACGUGGAAGUUCGCUCUGUAACAUUGCCAUCCUAGUCGUCGACAUCAUGCACGGCUUGGAGCCCCAGACGCUUGAGUCGCUGCGGUUGCUCAGGGAUCGCAAGACACCGUUCAUCGUCGCCCUGAACAAGAUUGAUCGUAUGUACGGCUGGGAGGCAACACCGGACAACGACUUCCGAAGCUCGCUCGCCAAGCAGAAGCCAUCCGUCCAGCGCGAGUUCGAGGAUCGCACGCAGAAGACGAUUCUCGCCUUCGCCGAGCAGGGGCUCAACGCCGUGCUCUACUACGAUAACAAGAACUUCGCGCGCAACGUCUCGCUCGUACCCACGUCCGCCAUCACGGGCGAGGGUGUGCCGGACAUGAUCAUGCUCCUCGUGAACCUCACGCAGCAGCGCAUGAGCGACCGACUGAUGUACCUGAGCGAGCUCGAGUGCACGGUGCUCGAGGUGAAGGUCAUCGAGGGCCUCGGCACGACGAUCGACGUCGUCCUUUCGAACGGUAUCCUCAGGGAGAGCGACCGGAUCGUGGUCUGCGGGCUGAACGGGCCAAUCGUGACGCAGGUGCGCGCGCUGCUGACGCCGCAGCCCUUGCGCGAGCUGCGGAUCAAGUCUGCGUACGUGCACCACAAGGAGAUCAAGGCGGCGAUGGGUGUGAAGAUCGUCGCGCCGGACCUCGAGAAGGCGAUCGCGGGUUCGCGGCUGAUGGUUGUGGGCCCCGAUGACGACGAGGAGGAGAUGAUGGACGAGAUCAUGUCCGACCUGACGUCGCUCCUCAACUCGAUUGACAAGUCCGGCCGCGGCGUGUGCGUGCAGGCGUCGACGCUCGGCUCGCUCGAGGCGCUGCUUGACUUCUUGAAGUCGAGCAAGAUCCCCGUGUCUGGCAUUAAUAUCGGGCCGGUCCAUAAGAAGGACGUUAUGCGCUCGGCGACGAUGCUGGAGAAGGCGAAGGAGCUGGCAUGUAUCCUCUGCUUCGACGUGACGGUUGACAAGGAUGCGGAGAGGCUCGCUGAGGAAAUGGGCAUCCGGCUGUUCAAAGCGGAUAUCAUCUACCACUUGUUCGACGCGUUCACCGCGUACAACGCCGAGAUCACGGAGGCGAAGCGGAGAGACGCUGCUCCUCAGGCUGUCUGGCCGUGUCGUCUCAAGACCAUCGCGGCCUUCUGUAAGCGUGACCCGAUCAUCCUCGGUGUCGAUAUUCUCGAUGGUACACUGCGCGUGGGCACUCCCCUCUGUGUCGUCAAGACCGACCCGGAGACGCAGAAGAAGGACAUCAUCGAUCUUGGCAAGAUCACCUCACUGGAGAUCAACCACAAGUCUCACGACAUCGUCAAGAAGUCGCAAGCCGGUGGUGGUGUCGCCGUGAAGAUCGAGCAUGCGGUCUACCAGUCUGCGAAGAUGUUCGGCCGGCACUUCGACGAGAAGGAUGAGCUCUACAGCCACAUCACACGGCAGAGUAUCGAUGUCCUCAAGACAUCUUUCAAGCAGGACGUCUCGAACGAAGAGUGGCUCCUCAUCAAGGCUCUCAAGCCGGACUGCAACAUGACCUCAGAAGACAUGAACGUCGGGCGAUUGCCCGCCGACGCCGAGCGCGACUCGUCCGGCUCCGAAAACGGCGAAGACGAGCUCCAGCUGCAAAAGCUUGGAUAUAAACAGCAACUUCACCGUAGUUGGCACCUUCUUGAGAGCUUCGCGGCCAGUUUUGUCGCACUCAACUUCAUUGGAGGUGUCCGGUCUGGUAUCUUCCUCGGGCUCGAAGCAGGCGGCCCCUUGGCCGUAUGGACGACCUACAUAGUCUCGAUGAUUUUCAUGUUCAUCACCGCCGCGGUCAUGGCCGAGAUUUGCUCUGCGCUACCUGUCAGCGGGUCGAUCUACGUCUGGAGCGCAGAGAGCGCGGGGCCCAAGUACGGCCGCUUCUUCGGGUUCGUCGUCGCCUGGUGGGCGUGCACGGCCUGGAUGACGUUCUCUGCCUCCUGCUGCCUCACCGCCGCGAACUACAUCGUCUCGGAGCUCAUCGUCUUCGGCGUGAGCUACCCCGACGGGGCGGGCAGCGACUCUAUCAAGUGGCGCGCGCUCGUGUGGGCCGUCUCUGAGGGCUGCUUCGUACUCGCCGUCGCGAUCAACUACCUCCCGCCGCGCCUAUACUCGGCCGUGUUCAAGUUCUCCAUUGGCCUGUAUAUGUUGGACUUUUUGCUGUGCUUGAUUUGGCUCCCGAUUGGCGUCUCGCGGACGUAUGGCUUCAGGUCGGCGAAGGAGGUGUUCACGGGGACAUAUAACUUGACGGGGGCACCGCCCGCGUGGAACUUUAUCCUCUGCUUUUUGUACUCCUCUGGAACGAUGAUUGGCUUCGACGCGUCCGGACAUAUCGCCGAAGAGACCAAAAAUGCCAGUGUCAUCGCAGGCAAAGGCAUCCUCUACAGCGUCAUCGCGACUGGUGUCCUCGGCUUCAUCACCAACAUCCUCUUCCUCUUCUGCACACCUGACCUGGACACCCUCUUUUCGCUCGACGCCCCGCAGCCGUUCGUGCAGCUCUAUGCGCUCGCGCUGGGCAAGGGCGGCGGCGCGUUCAUGACUGCUAUCGCCGCGCUCGGGCUGAUCCUCAACACGAGCGUUUCCAUCGUAGCCGCCUCCCGACUCGUCUUCGCGGUCGCGCGCGACGGUGUGCUGCCGUUUUCCCACUGGAUUGGACAGGUCGACCAUCAGCGCCAGCCGCGCAACGCAGUGACGGUCAUGUUCGUCUUCGGCGCCGCGCUGCUCUGCACGAUCCUGCCGUCGGACGUUGCGUUCACGUCGCUCACCUCCGCGGGCGGCGUGCCGACCACCGCCGCGUACGGCCUAAUCGCGCUCCUGAGGCUCUUCGUCACCCCGGAUGACUUCACGAGCAGCCACUAUUUCUUGGGGAGGUGGAGGCGCCCGGCGUAUAUCGCGACCGCGUUAUUCAAUGGUUUGGUCUUUGCGACUCAAAUCUCGCCGUUCUACUUCCCGGUCACAGCCCAGAGCUUCAACUUCGCCCCAGUCAUCCUCGGCGCCGUCACCAUCUUCGGCGUCCUCAGUUGGUACUUCAUCCCCGCCGACAAGUGGCUCCGCCGCGAGCAAGUCUUGCGCGCACUCCGGAUUGCCGACGAGGAACCGUACGCGGCGGGUAGCUCCGCCGUGGAGGGCAGCUUUGCCAGCGAGAACGCGAGGUACCGCGCUGAGUCUGUAAACGGGAAGGUCAAGGGUGUUGACAUUGACUGA